This is a messenger RNA of Cyprinodon tularosa, 2426 nucleotides long. It is a transcript of the gene pdcd4a, whose product is annotated as programmed cell death 4a. The record is from RefSeq and is a predicted model, not a curated record. Gene Ontology annotation, cellular component: cytosol; nucleus. The transcript has 11 exons. Lineage: Eukaryota; Metazoa; Chordata; Actinopteri; Cyprinodontiformes; Cyprinodontidae. The coding region runs from base 56 to 1453 and encodes 465 amino acids. Gene Ontology annotation, biological process: negative regulation of DNA-templated transcription.
CAGUGCAGCACCGUGACUGCGAGGAGGGUUUUUAACCGAGCACUUGAAGAGCACCAUGGCGACCCAAGUGGACGGUUGGUCCUCAGCACCGCAAGCCGACGAGGCAGUUGCUGUGGACCACCAGGCUGAGGCCAGAGGAACCUACAGUGAUGACGGACUGGAUGAGGCGGAGGUCAACGGCAACUGGACACCCCAAGAGAAAGCACUCCAUGAGGCUCGCCUCAAAGCAAAGGCCAAGCGGCGCCUGCGCAGGUCCUCCUCCCGCAACUCGCAGAGCGAGUCAAUCUCCGAAUCGGGUGAGACGCCGGGAGGGGACCCACACGCCGUGAAGGGCAAAGUCCACAACAACGACCGCAAGUCGAGGACAGGCAAAGGCAGAGGCCUGCCAAAGAAAGGUGGGGCUGGCGGUAAAGGAGUUUGGGGCGCUCCUGGAAUGGUUUAUGAAGCUGAGGAGCCGGAUGUACUAGACCCCAACUAUGAUGAAGCUGCUCAGGGUGACACUGUUUAUGAAACAGUUGUGCCAGAGGUAGAAGAGAAGGAACUAGAAAAAAUGGUAAACCCAAUAGUACUGGAGUACUUUGAACAUGGAGACACAAAAGAGGUUGAGGCGUUGCUAAAGGAGCUCAACCUGGGCCAGCAUAAGUACGAGUUUACCUCCGUGGCAGUGUCCCUGUCCCUUGAAGGCAAGGCCAGUCACAGGGAGCUGACCUCCCGUCUGCUCUCCGAUCUGUCUGGGAAGAUGCUCACACAAGAAGACAUCGCCCAUGCUUUCGAUAAGAUGCUUAAAGAGCUGCCAGACCUCAUUCUGGACACACCAGAGGCCCCUCAGAUGUUAGGCCAGUUCAUAGCCCGCGGCAUAGCCGACCACGUCCUUCCCAUGACCUUCCUGGAUACCUACAAAGGGAAAGUGGACUGUGAGCACGCCAGAGUGGCUUUAGACCGUGCAGCAGUGCUGCUGUCCAUGAAGAAGGGGAUGAUUGGUCUCGAUAACGUUUGGGGUGUUGGUGGAGGUCUGAGACCAGUGAAGCAUCUCGUCAAAAAGAUGAACCUUCUCCUCAAAGAGUACCUGAUAUCUGGAGAUGUUUCUGAGGCGGAGCACUGUCUGCGGGACCUGGAGGUCCCUCACUUCCACCAUGAGCUGGUCUAUGAGGCCAUAAUGAUGGUACUGGAGUCAAAUGGGGACACCGCCACUAACAUGAUGAUGAGACUUCUGCAGUCCUUCUGGAAAACAGGCCUCAUCACUGUGGAUCAGAUGAACAGGGGUUUCCAGCGCGUUUAUGAUGAGCUGCAAGAAAUCAGCCUGGAUGUGCCUCAUGCCCAUCAAAUCAUGGAGACCUUUGUGGAUCUCUGCUACCAGGAGUCUGUCAUCACCAAACAGUUGCGGGAUGCUUGUCCUUCCAGAGGGCGGAAGCGUUUCGUCAGCGAAGGAGACGGUGGACUGAUCAAGAAUUAAUGGAUGGGAGGAAAAGUAAGAAGAGGAGGAAAGGGUGGAGGUGUCUACAGCCUGUUCCUCAGCUUCUCGCCUUCCUGUGAUUCCCAACCCGGAGCGUUCCUCUUCUGUUAUGUCAUAUCACAAACCAGCAUUCAUGUCAAACAGAGGAGCUGCAUGGGCCCUCUUAUCCCUUCAUGUUAAUUAUAGUUUGUGAAGAAUAUUCGGUCUUUGUACCUGUUUGGAAUAAUUCAAGUUGGAGCUUUUGGGAAACAGGUGGAGAGACCCGAGUUGUGGUGGGGAGGGGGUCUUGUUUUUGGUUUGUUCUGCAUUUUUCCCAUGUUUUUCUUAUGCAGGCACUAAUAAUGAGGGGAUACUGUAAAGUCAGUGAGCUCAGCAGCAAACAAAUAAAUCUGCUUAUCCUCUGCUACAGACUAUCUGAAAUAAUUUCAAAGAAAUUGUUUUCUGUACAUUCUUAUUCCUGUAUUUCUCUCAGUUCUUUGUAAACAGAGGCUUUUUUUGUUUGUUUGUUUCCAUCUUGGUCACUUGGACCAUGUGUUUACUUAGUAAAACAUCAGUCGCAUUGAGAUGGGUCACUGUUUCUUUAAAAACACAAUUUAAGUAGAUAUACAUGAAUCACUAUCUCUGGGAUUUAAGCAAUUGGGGUUUAAUGUGUGUAAAGGAUAGUUAUGUAAAACUUUAACGGUCACUUAAAAGAGGAUUGAAGAUUUUUGCUUCCAGUUAAGUAAUGUAUGCAACUACAGUGGUCAGUUUGAAGAAAUGGAUUGAAAAGAGGGUGGGAAUGUGUUUUCAAAAGAAGCUGGGAUUGGUUUAAUACCUGAACAAACUUGUUCCAGCAGCUUCAUACCUUGGAAUAGCAGUUUGUCAGUAAGACUUUUCUACCCCCUAUCUGACAGUUUUACAUGUUGACCAAAGUUGUUCAAAAUAUUUGAGUUGAAAUCUUUCAUUCAAUAAAAAAAAAAAAAAUGCAACAAAA